Symbiodinium natans is the source of this 963-nucleotide messenger RNA. The record is from the annotation of a GenBank genome assembly. NCBI's taxonomy places the organism in Eukaryota, Dinophyceae, Suessiales, Symbiodiniaceae.
AUGACGCCAACCUCAGGAACAUCCGUUUGUUACCGGGGCCUCCGAGACAGCGAUCCAUCGCGAUUUCGCAACGUGCUGCUAAAUCUGGAGCUGUCCUGUGGCGACAUCUCUCACUUCGUCGAGCUCCAGGUCCAUCAUAAGAUGAUCCUGGACUUCAAUGAGGUCAGCCACGCCCACGACUUCUAUGACUAUUUCCGGCGCGAGUUGCGGAAUACCUAUGGAAAGGAGAUGGAGAACAGCUUGAACUUCAUGCUGGAGCAGCGCAUGCAGCUUUUCAAGGAAAUCUCCGAAGUGCCGGUGCUCCUGUCGGUCAUGACCAUGGCGCUCCUUCACUCGAACCAAAUGCCGAGCAACCUGUUCGAGCUCUAUGAUAUGGGCCUCAGGAACAUGGUGCGAAGCAGCCUGAACCAGGCGCAGGAGGACGAAGUCGCCGCCACCUGGGAUAUGAUGCAAAAGGUGGCGGUGGAGAACCAUCUGAGGCAGAAACGUAUCUUCACCCAGCAUGAUGUGGACGUUGCCUUGUCUUCGUCGCCCGAGCUGCAGAAACGGUGGCUGACCUUUGUGGAGCGGGCCGACGUGCCUUUUGUGAAGAUCCUGUCUGAUGGCGAUGCUGCCGAGUUCCAAUUCAGGCACCUGAGCUUUCAAGAAGCCUUGGUGGCGCGGCGCCUGGCGAGCCGAGAAGGGGAGGAGCCAGAUGCACCAGCGUCCGAGGAGGCGCAGCAGGUGGCCUUGCGCUUCGUGCGGCACCACGGCUCGCUGGCCAGCUUCAUCAACACGCCCUUCUUCAUGAACAUGCUCCGGAUCGGCCGGGGGUAUGUGGGAGAUGCCUUCGGACGGUACUGGACACUGACGGAGCCCCUGAACGACGUCGGACUGCAAGGCCUUUGGUUCCUCCUCCUGGGUGCCCGGGGCGUGGUCCUGGUGAGCAUCCUCCGCACCGGCAAGGAGGCGUUGAGCGUCUAA